AUGAAUUCUAGCGAAUCAGAAGAAUAAGAUGUGAAUAUUGAGGAAGAAGAAUUGAGCAAGCCCAUCAUCCUUGCCUAAGCAACUAAAGGAAUGGAAAUUCAAGAACAUUCAGAUCCAUUCAAUGGCACCUUUGUGUUUUUUGAUGAAGAUCAUACAUUAGGAAACUCCUUACGUUAUAUUUUGGCAAAUUAACCAAAUGUCGAAUUUUGCGGUUAUAGUUUACCUCAUCCAAGUGAAAAUAAGAUGAACAUGCGAUUAUAAACUGUAAAUGAAACAAAAGAGAAAAUAAUGAAUGACGGAUUGAAAUGCUUAUCAUAAAUUUGCGAUAUAAUCGAAGAUAAAUUCAAAAAGGCUUUAGAAAACAAAUGAUUCUUAUUUUAAUGUUUUGCUAUUUCAAUAAUAAGGAAGAAUAA
Paramecium tetraurelia is the source of this 413-nucleotide messenger RNA. RefSeq lists its product as uncharacterized. The transcript is spliced from 2 exons. Gene Ontology annotation, biological process: DNA-templated transcription. Gene Ontology annotation, molecular function: protein dimerization activity; DNA binding; DNA-directed RNA polymerase activity. Gene Ontology annotation, cellular component: RNA polymerase I complex; RNA polymerase III complex. NCBI's taxonomy places the organism in Eukaryota, Ciliophora, Oligohymenophorea, Peniculida, Parameciidae. The record is from RefSeq and is a predicted model, not a curated record.